UGUGUGUGUGUAUGAGUGUGUGUGUGAGUGUGUGUGAGUGUGUGUGUGUGAGUAUGAGUGUGUCUGUAUGUGUGAGUGUGUGUGUAUAUGAGUGUGUGUGUGUAUGUGUGAGUGUGUGUGUGUGUGUGUUUGUAUAUAUGAGAGAGAGAAUACGUACAGAACGCUGGAAGAACUCAGCAGGUCAGACCGCAUCCGUGAGAAAAGAGUAGCCAACGUUUUGGGCCGAGACCUUUCAUCAGGAAAGCAGCUAUAUUUUAAGGUAAACACAAGAGAUUCUGCAGAUGCUGGAAAUCCAGAGCAACACACACCAACUUCUGGAGGGACUCAGCAGACCAGGCAGCAUCUACGGAAAUGAAUAAACAGUCGACGUCUUGGCCAGAGGACCUUCUUCAGGACCCUUAUAUUUUAAGGUGUAAUUCACAUUUCCAUGAAGCAUAAAGAUGCUGCCAGGCUAGCAACUUUCCGUAGAUCUCACGGCUUUUCGUAGAUAUGGCAGGGAGAUCACAAAAAAGAUGGCAGUGUUUAAGCAAGUACCUGAUUAUAUUACCUUGUCAGGCAACUCGGGAAAGACGUGUGAUGUCACAGCCUCAUGAUUCAAGACCAGUCAUUCCAAAGAUUGGACAGGAUGCCAAGGAGUCUUAUAAUGAAGUGGCUGGAAAAAGAUUAAAGCUGUAUUGCCAGUUUGCUAUACGAUCUUUUGGUUCCUGUACUUAACCAUAAGAUCAUAAGUGGAGAAUGAGGCCAUUUGGCCCAUCUGAUGGCACCUGAAACAACAUUCAAGAAGAAUGGAAAGUGUUCUUGCACUUGUACUAUGGGCGACCUUUACAAUACUGUGCAAAAGUCUUAGGUGUGUGUGUAUAUAUAUAUCUAGGGUGCCUGAGACUUUUGCACAGUAGUGUAUUUGUCAACGUGGAGCAGAGAGUGAGUUUGUAAACAUGGGGGGAGCAAAAGGUGUGAGGGAAUGGUGAGGGUGGAGUGCCUCGGGAGGGGUGUGGGACAGGUGGCAGAGGAGGAGUGCCAGGGGCGGGAGUGGUGCGGGUACAGACACACCCAGUCCUGAGUCACCAGGCAAGGUGAUUUGAUUGCAAACAAUGAGUUUAUUGAUCAUUACAGAAUGUCUCUUUGGUGCUUCCAGCUCCCUCCCCUCUCCCCUCCUCCUUUCCCCAACCAUGAUUCCACCCCCCUCCCCACUGUCCCCUUCCCACUCCUGGUCCACGAUAGAGACCCAUAUCAGAAUCGGGUUUGUCAUCACUCACAUACGUCAUGAAGUUUGUGCUUUUCUUGCAGGGUCCGCUUGCGUGUUCUCACUGUGCCCAUGCGUGUUUGCUUUGGUGCUCCAGCUUCUUCCCACUUCACAAAUACGUGCAGCCAAUAAAAGCCUACAUCUCGCCUCACGUCUCCAAGAGUUAUUGAUGGUGCAUCAAUUUUAUUGGCUCGAAGUUUAAAACAUGGACAGCAUUUUACGUCUGGAAAAAUUAGACGUUGAUCCGCAAGACUCCGAAGCAGCUCUUGCCUUUGAACUCUGGCUUGCAUGCUUCCAAUCGUACUUGGAAGUGAUUCCAGUGACUGAGCCUGCCACAAUGUACAAAAUCCUCCUUUCCAGGGUCAGCCCGAAAGUAUUCUCCCUUAUCAGAGACCUGCCGACCUACCAAGGGGCACUGGACGCCCCCAAAAGACAGUACCUGCAGCUGGUGAACACCGUCUACGCAAGGCAUCGCUUAGCUACGCGGCGACAGCGGGCCGAUGAGUCGAGCGCCGAGUUUCUCCGAGCCCUACAGACACUCGUGCGAACUUGCGACUGCAAAGCUCUGACGGCGGAACAACAUUUGGAGCUGCUGGUACGGGACAUCUUCGUUACGGGACUGAGGUCAGUGUACGUGCGCCAGCGGCUGCUGGAAAAUGCUGAUCUUACCUUACGCUCGGUGAUCAAGAUGGCCGACACGCUGGAGGCUGCUCUGCACAACGCUGACGCUGUCCAGCCGCGCGAUCCCCCGCCGGUUCCGUGGACACCUCAGUCCCCGCCACCUGUGAGCGAAUUCACCGCCACCGCUGCCAGUCGCGAGUCCACGAACUCCCCAAAACCGACCACAGCUGCUGCUAGUCGCAAGUCAGCGCAGUGUUACUUCUGCAGACUUGAAAAGCACCCCCGAAAACGCUGCCCGGCCCGAGAAGCGACCUGCUCCACUGCGGGAAGAAGGGCCAUUUCACCAAGGUCUGUAAGUCUAAACCACGAGCGGGGUCGGGCAGCGCUGCGUGUGAGGCAUGGGGGCCGCCAUCUUGCCUGCCCGCCUCGUGCAAGACAUGGGGGCGGCCAUCUUUGUCAGCGCCACCUCACCCCGCCCCCGCCCCACCGGUGCUUACCGGGCACCAAGGUGGCAAUUCAACUCUGGCCCUUGACCAAAGCGCCCCACACCAGCUUGCAAGGUCAAUGGACAUCCUGGUGGAGGGGCACAGGACUAGCUGCCUGUUUGACACGGGCAGCACUGAGAGUUUUAUUGACCCGGACAUGGUGCAACACUGCGGACUUGUGACACAGCUGGUAAGCCAGAGGGUCACCUUGGCUUCUGGAUCGCAUUCCACAGACAUCCGGGGGGUUGUGUAGCGACAUUGGUGGUGCAGGGCACAGAAUAUCGGGACUUUGUCUUACUGGUCAUGCCUCAACUGUGUUCCCCUGUGCUAUUGGGGCUCGACUUCCAGAGCCAUAUGGCAUAUGACGGGUCCCUCCCACCAAUCACUGUCAGGAAUCCUCAGUUCUGUGGGACUUCAUCAUAUACCCCACUACUGACCACACACACACACCAACCCGUACAUCCCACCCAACACCAUGCCAACGGCUGCGCUACUGACACCAUUUGCAGCCUCUCCACCCUCAAGAUCCCUCCCCCACCGCUGUUCGCCAACCUGACCCCUGACUGUAAACCUGUGGCAACUAAAAGCAGGAGGUACAGCGCGGGGGACAGGGCCUUCAUUCAGUCGGAGGUGCAGCGGCUGCUCAGGGAGGGGAUCAUUGAACCAAGCACAAGUCCUUGGAGGGCCCAGGUGGUUGUUGUUCGGACCGGGCAGAAAAAUAGGAUGGUCAUGGUCUAUAGCUAGACCAUCAAUAGGUUCACGCAGCUUGACGCGUACCCCCUACCCCGCAUCGCGGAUAUGGUCAAUCAGAUAGCUCAGUACAAGGUGUACUCGACCAUAGAUCUGAAAUCCGCUUAUCACCAGCUCCCCACCCACCCAGAGGACCGCCCCUACACCGCCUCCGAGGCGGGCGGCAGGCUCUAUCACUUCCUGCGCGUCCCCUUCGGUGUCACAAGUGGUGUCUCUGUCUUCCAGAGGGAAAUGGACCGGAUGGUGGACCAGUGGCAACUGAAGGCCUCAUUUCCCUAUCUGGAUAACAUCACCAUCUGUGGUCACGACUGGUCAGAUCACAACGCCAACCUCCAAUGAUUUUUCCAAGUG
Molecule: messenger RNA, 3450 nt
Organism: Hypanus sabinus (Atlantic stingray)
Lineage: Eukaryota; Metazoa; Chordata; Chondrichthyes; Myliobatiformes; Dasyatidae
Exons: 5
Coding region: 1449-2531 (360 amino acids)
Source: RefSeq, a predicted model, not a curated record